Messenger RNA from Nicrophorus vespilloides, 2160 nucleotides. RefSeq names its product protein timeless homolog. The annotation marks the transcript as partial. NCBI's taxonomy places the organism in Eukaryota, Metazoa, Arthropoda, Insecta, Coleoptera, Silphidae. Gene Ontology annotation, cellular component: replication fork protection complex. The record is from RefSeq and is a predicted model, not a curated record. Gene Ontology annotation, biological process: DNA repair; DNA replication checkpoint signaling; replication fork arrest. Gene Ontology annotation, molecular function: DNA binding. The transcript has 9 exons.
AAAACAAAGCAGUUUCAAAAUCUGGACCAACACAAGCACAAGAAUCACAAGAUGAAUAUGAAGAAGAUGAAGAAGACGAAUUGAUGAUGGAUAUGAGUAUGUGCGAGAGUGAUCUUAAAUUCAACGAAGUUGUGAUGCGACUCGCAAAUCCUAGGAUCGUGAGGGCAUGCGGCUUAGCUUUAUCAAAUUUCAGCAAGAACUCUGCCCUCACCAAUCACUGCAUCAUCAAGCUUCUGCACAGAAUCGCCUUUGACUGCAGCAUGUCAACGAUGCUCUUCCAGGUCUCCAUUUUUCGCAUCUUCGAACGCAUCUACGAGGAGAAAGUGUUACCCCAGAAUAAGGAAAUGGUUAAAUUUGCGAGUUACGUGAUCCGGCAAUUCUUCCAAGUGGCGGAGAAGAACCAGCACGUCUUCAUGGAAGCGCUUUUCUGGAAGAACCACCGGGAAGCGUUCGAUAUACAGGAGGGUUACGGAGUCUACUUCCAAAAACAAAGCGCGGUCAAAGCAUGGACCGAUAUGGAGGAGGACGAGCUGCGUAAGCUGUUCAUCGAGCACCGGGAGAAUCUGAUAGAGGAAGACGUGGUGGAUUGGAUCGUGAGCAAUCUGAUCGACAAUACGCGGACGCGGCGCGUCGUGCUGAAGAAGCUGAAGGAUAUGUGCCUCCUUAUCGACUACAAGGGUCCUCGUAAAUCCGGCAUUAGCGGGAAGGCUCCCAAGCAGUGGGGAGAGGACGAGGAGGCGCAAUUACAGGAGCUGUACGAGGAGUUUAAGGACGCAAUGGAUCCCCUCAACUGCAUUAUGCCCCGCUUGGAUGUCCACCGACCGAAAAAUCGAAUCAUCGAGAAGCUCCUCGUCAUGGGCUUGGUUCAGGACAGAAAGGAGCUGCGCAAGAAGCGUUCCAACAAAUCGCAUCAGCAGCACGGAAGGAGCGAUGAGGAUGGCAGCAGCGAUUCGGAGUCGGAGAUGUCUUCGGAGCAACGAAACCGUUCUAAUCCCGACGGUCUCAAGUUGUCCGCAAAGAAGAAAACCAACAAGAAGAAGAAGAACAACAACAAGAAAGAAAGUUCUGGUCACGCGCGGCGUGCCUCCGUCCGGGAUCUUUCCGCGACGCUCAUAAGUCUGAUGGCAGCAGGAGAGCACGCAGAUGCCCUGGGGUGGCUGAAGGAAAGUUUCGAGGACGCCAUCGAGGAUUUGGAUGAUGAUGCCGACGAGGGGGUGCCGCUGGUGCCGAUCAUGGAUCAGCAAGUCGCCGCGAUGGAUUCCGAGGAAUUCAAAGGUCUGCUGCGUGGAUUGGGGAUCAGCGAGCCUUCGGAUGAGCAGGAAACAUAUUGGAGGAUGCCCCCUUCGUUAUCAAUGAAAACGAUGAAAGAAAACUGCGAUUUGAUUGCGAAAGCCUUAGAUAAAACACUCACAGUUCCGGAAAUUGAGGAAGAAGAACCAAUAGAGGAACCUCAGCAGGAAAGACCUGUCGAUUCAUCAUCCGACGAUGAAGACGUUUUUGACCGUUUAAAGCGUUUGAGACAGGAACCAGUUAACGUUAGCACUCCGCCCAAAUUGGAAAAGAAGAGAGAGUUGACGCACGAAGAAACCAUGGCGGAGGUCGUUAAAAGCGUGAAAAUCAACAAGAUCAAAUCUAAACUAUCCGAUCUAUCCAAAAAGCGCGCCGUGAAUAAAGCCAUGUCGCUGAUUGAUUUUGAAAAUGAUGAUGAUGACGUCGAGGAAGAACCUUCAUCGAGCAAACCAAAGAGAAGGAUCAGAGCUAUGGAUUCUAGCGAUGACGAGGAAACGGACGAUAAGACUGAAAUGGUGGGACCGGACGAGAGCAACAGGCUCAGUUUUAAACCGUCGAGGAUCUUGGAUUACGACAGUGACGAUGACACCAGCAAGGUUGAAGGUGAAAGCAACAAUGAGAGACCGUUCAAAACGAUGCAGGGUCUGGAGAGCGAUAGCGAUGAGGAUAUUGCAGUUUCGUCCAAGAGGAUUGGAGGAAGAAGUCAAAUAUUGGAUAGCGAUGAUGAAGAAAGUAAUAAGAGAAGCAGAUCCGCUUCAGAUACGGAGGAUAAACCGAUUGUUAAGAAGGCCAGGGUCAUUGCCAGCGAUGAUGAAGAUUAAUACUGUUUUUGCAUUUAUAUUGUAAAGAUUUUGUUUUAUUAAUAAAGAU